CGAACCUGCAUUCUAGAGAGAGAGACCCUUUAUAUCUUCAUUCGCCGUCCCCAAAACAGAGCUCCUGCUCCUCCGCCGUAUAUUCGCCGUUGAUGGUGGUUUCUGGCGACUGGGGCACGACGUCCAAUGGACGACGCCGAGCCAGAUUGCGAUCCUCCUCCUCCACCUCAUCCUCUAGAUGGAACUCUUUCAGGUACUCAACUUGUCGAAGCACCGAUACUUUUCUUUCUGUAUUUCCACAAAGCACUUCUGUUCGAGUUAUCCGAGCUCCGUCGCACUAUUUCGGAGGCGUUGGAUAGAAUAUCUUCUGGAAGCAGUGGCGGCGAACUUAUUGCUGAAAUUCGCCGGCGGUUUGAGUUUUUGAAUGUUGCUUAUAAAUACCACUGCGCUGCAGAAGAUGAGGUUGUUUUUUCGGCACUAGAUGCACAAGUAGAACAUGUGGCAUGUACAUAUAUACUUGAGCAUGAAAGCAUAGAUAACCUUUUUGAAUCUAUUGCUAAUUGCUUGAGUGGUUUGAUUGAGGAUGCUGAAAACGUUCUCAAUUCAUUGGAAGAACUUCUAUCAUGUGUUCGAACAAUAGAGACCGUUAUUUCUCAGCAUAUGCUGAAAGAGGAAAAGCAGGUUUUCCCUUUGCUAAUCCAGAGCUGCUCUUGCAAACAACAGACUUCUCUUGUUUGGCAGUUCUUAUGCAGUGUUCCCAUGAUGGACUUGGAGGCCCUUUUAGCAUGGCUGACUUCUUUUGUUUCACCAGAGGAGCAAACUGUCAUUAUGCAUUGUAUCAAAGAAGCUGUACCUAAGGAAGAAGAACUAUUGCAAGAGGUGUUAGUUUCCUGGCUUAAGAAGAAGCACCAGCCUUUGUGUUCUUCCUUACGCAGUGAGACUGUUAAGGAAGCAAAAUGUCCUAAUUGUACUAUAAAGUCAAAUGAUAUGCUCAAAGCUUGCUCAUCUAGUUGGAAUGCGGAAUCCUCCCAAGCAACUAUUAGACAUGGUCCUAUUGAUGGUCUUCAUAUCUGGCAUUCUGCCAUCUCAAAAGAUAUGAAAGAAAAUUUGGACAAGCUAUAUGAAAUGAAAAGUUCAAAUGAUUUUUCGCUAUUAUGCUCUGUAACUGUGGAGCUAAGAUUUUACUUGGACAUCACUGUCUACUAUAGUAAUGCAUUGCAAAAAGUCUUCCAACCUGCAAUAGAUGAGUUUUGCACCAGCUGCUCACUUAUUUCUAGUGAACGGUUCAAAAUGGGUGUAGAAUUUGAAGGUCUACAGAGGCUGCUGCAUCUUAAGAAUAAUGAUAAGAUGGCUUUGUCAACCUUUGUGGAGAAGCUUUGUGUGGAGCUUGAGAUGGUUCUGAUAGACUUAAGCAAGAACAUGGCAUACAUAGAAAAUGAGGUUUUCCCCAUCAUCAAUCAAAACUGCAAUACUGAGCUGCAGCAAUGGCUAUUAUACAGGAGUCUUCUUGCUUUACCACUUGGACUAUUAAAGAGCAUGAUUACAUGGUUUUCUGCACAUUUACCAGAGGUUGAAGCCAACGCCAUUCUGAAUAGCAUAAAUCAAGGAACUAUUUUAUCGGACAAUAAACCUUUUCAAUCUCUAUUAUCUGAUUGGAUACGCAUUGGUUACUCAGGAAAAAUCUCGGUCGACAAAUUCAGAACAGACUUGGAGAAACUGUUCCUGAGUGGGAAUUCUUUUCUAAAAGACAAAAUUAAGGAAGAUUAUGCAUUCUCCUCACCUUCAAAGACAGAAACCUCCAUUGUCAUAUCUAAGGGACUGUGUGAUUCUUCUUCUUCCAAUUGUUGUGCCAAAAUAAAGGACGGCAUAACAUAUUCCAGUGACAUUUAUUUUCAUGUACACUUCCCCCGAAAAUCAAAUCAUUUAUCUCCUUUUCAAAACUCUCUAGGUGCUCCUACUUCCAAAUGCAAUGUGGAGUCUAGACCUGUGGAUCAUAUUAUAUUCUUCCACAAAGCUCUCAAGAAAGAUUUGGAAUUCCUGAUAUCAGUUUCCUCAAAGUUGGCUCUUAACAGUGAGCUCCUUGUGGAUUUCCAGUCACGUUUUCAACUUAUUCGGUCUCUAUACCAAGUUCAUUGUGAUUCAGAGGAUGAAAUUGCAUUUCCAGCCCUGGAAGCAAAGGGAGAAGCUCCAAAUAUUAGUGGUUCAUACACCAUGGAUCACAAACUGGAAUUCGAACACUUCAAUAAAAUCUCUCUCGUUAUUGAUCAGCUUUCAAGAAUGCAAAUUUCAGUUCAUGGUAUUGAUUCACUGGAUGAGAGAAUGAUAAAAUACCGUGGCUUAUGCAUGAUUCUGAAUGAUAUGUCAAUAUCUAUGCAUAAACUGCUGACUGAUCACAUAUAUCGGGAAGAACUUGAAAUUUGGUCGUUAUUUAGAGAGUGCUUUCCAAUUGGAGAGCAAGAAAAAAUUGUCGGUAAUAUGCUUGGACGAAUAAACGCUGAGAAGUUACAAGAAAUGAUACUGUGGUUAAUGGCAUCUCUGACGGAAGAAGAGCAACAUGCCAUUAUGUCAUUAUGGCGCAAAGCCACUAAGAAUACAAUGUUUGAUGAAUGGUUAGGUGAGUGGUGGGGAGUUAAGAAGAUAAAUGAUACAGACAAAACUGACGAAGAUUCCAUUGCAGACCCUCUUAAAGUUGAACAAGAGUUGAAUAUCUUUUCUUCUUCUUCGGCUGCACAUCUUUCAAUAGAGGAUUUUAGUGACCAGGGAUAUAUUUCACAAAAGGAGUCUUCUUUCGGUGAUGAUGCCUUAAGCGUUGGUGAAGGAAAUAAUUGUGAUGAGACAAACAAAUCCUUAAAUAAAGACUGCAUUGACUUUGCGGGUGAUAUUGACAAGAAGAUAUACAAAGAGAAAGUGAAGCUCACAAGUCAAGAUGUUAAAUUUGUACCAGAACAGAGUAAGGAGAUCAGCCCCCAAGAACAACCUUCUAUAAAAAGUCAAGGAGAACUAGAGGCUGCAAUUAGACAAAUAUCCCGUAACUCUGCGCUGGAUCCCAAGAAGAAAUCAUACAUUAUCCAGAAUCUGCUAAUGAGUCGCUGGGUUGCAACUCAGAAGAAAUCCCUUUCAAAUAUUAUCGCCUCAAGUAACACUGAAGAAGAAGUCCCUGGUCAAUAUCCAUCUUAUCGAGAUCCUGAAAAUUUGGUAUUUGGCUGUGAACAUUACAAGAGAAACUGCAAGCUUCUGGCUUCUUGUUGCAACCGACUCUAUGCAUGCAGGCGCUGUCAUGAUGAUGAGGCUGACCAUACAAUGGAUAUGAAAACUACAUUGUUGAUGAUGUGUAUGAAAUGUUUAAUAAUUCAGCCUGUCGGUCCAACCUGCUCAACUUUUUCCUGCAACAAUUUUUCCAUGGCGAGAUACUUCUGCAGGAUUUGCAAAUUGUUCGAUGAUCUGAGGGACAUUUAUCAUUGCCCAUUCUGUAACUUAUGUCGAGUUGGAAAAGGAUUAGGUAAAGAUUUUUUUCACUGUAUGAACUGCAAUGCUUGCAUGUGGAGGUCUCUUUCAGAAGUCCAUAUAUGUAGAGAAAAGUGCUUUGAAGACAACUGCCCUAUAUGUCAUGAGUAUCUUUUCACGUCAACUGCUACUGUAAAGGCACUCAGAUGCGGCCAUCUUAUGCAUUCCGAAUGUUUCAAGAACUACACGUGUAACCACUAUACUUGCCCAAUAUGUAGCAAGUCUCUUGGAGAUAUGCAGGUGUAUUUUGGUAUGAUAGAUGCACUAUUGGCUGAAGCAAAGAUUCCAGAUGAAUACAGUGAACAGACUCAGGCAAUAUUAUGCAAUGAUUGUGAAAAAAAGGGAACAACUCAAUUCCAAUGGUUCUAUCACAAAUGCCCUUACUGUGGCUCAUACAACACAAGGCUUCUGUGAACAAACAUAUUAUAAAGAUUAAAGCCUCUUCACUGUGAGUAUUAAAAAAAGAUUUCUACUAUGUCUAUUUAAUUCAUCUUUGUUGUUGUAACUAGAAUAGGUCUAUUAGUUUCAUUCCACCAUUAAUAAUAGCAAUUGUAACUUAAAAUAUCAUCAGUCCUGUGUAUAUUGUCUUGUCCCAUCCAUUUCUGUAUGAGUUUGAUAGAAAAUAUUAUGUCUUCUUGGAAGAAAAUUUUGGCAUUCAAAUGUUGUAAUGAUAUUUAUUGAAUGUGAUUCUUCUUGUUGAUACAUCA
This is a messenger RNA of Impatiens glandulifera, 4151 nucleotides long. RefSeq names its product zinc finger protein BRUTUS-like At1g18910. Gene Ontology annotation, biological process: protein ubiquitination; ubiquitin-dependent protein catabolic process. The transcript has 12 exons. Gene Ontology annotation, molecular function: ubiquitin protein ligase activity; zinc ion binding. The record is from RefSeq and is a predicted model, not a curated record. Lineage: Eukaryota; Viridiplantae; Streptophyta; Magnoliopsida; Ericales; Balsaminaceae. The coding region runs from base 127 to 3858 and encodes 1243 amino acids. Gene Ontology annotation, cellular component: nucleus.